AACAAAGACGAGAGGAAAGACCGAACAGCGACUAGAGACCUGCAAAGGCAGGUCCAAAACGUGCUGUGCAAAAGUGCGGUGGUGUUACGAAUUACAAAUGCAGCAAAAAAGCAAUAUACAGACUACAUCAAUGAAAUAGGCCAUUACAAAACACAGAGCGGCAAGCUAUGAUGAAAUAUUUACUGGCUCAGAAAAUAGUGAAGGGUGGAGGGCGGUAGUGCAAGUAUUGCGAGGAAUAGGGUAUUUGGCGGGUUAAUGUGGUCGAAUCAUGGGUAAAAAUAAAGGACUUGCGAAUGAGAGUAUGGUGGAAGGAAUGUUAUAUGUAGCGAGGUUUUUUAGAAGAAAAACGAGGAGAAA
This is a messenger RNA of Linderina pennispora, 357 nucleotides long. RefSeq lists its product as uncharacterized. The annotation marks the transcript as partial. Lineage: Eukaryota; Fungi; Kickxellomycota; Kickxellomycetes; Kickxellales; Kickxellaceae. The transcript is spliced from 2 exons. The record is from RefSeq and is a predicted model, not a curated record.